Molecule: messenger RNA, 2977 nt
Organism: Chara braunii
Lineage: Eukaryota; Viridiplantae; Streptophyta; Charophyceae; Charales; Characeae
Source: the annotation of a GenBank genome assembly
CUCUAAAUACCAUCCAAGCAAAUUAGAAAAGAUUGGAAAGUCUUGCCAGAGAAGGUGAUAGCUCUGUAUAUUUUGUCCAAUGGUUUUCAUUUCAAGAAGUAAGUAAAACGCGCGCCGUGUUUGAAUUCUGUGGGGGACCACCCUCUAAGCCUAAGCAUUUCUCAGUGACCCCUCAACGAAAGGCGCUGUACUUCAAGAGGAACGUCCCAUGGCGGGCAUGCAGGCACGCGCUGUUCUGCUUGCAGCUGAGGGCGGAAGAAGACCUGCGACGACGGAGCCUCACGGCGGUACGACCCGUCCAUGUACAGCCAUCUGCCGUCGUGGGAGACGUCGCUGCCUCCCUCGGACGAGGAGCCGGAGGGGGAUGAACUUCCAACGUUUCCUCUCGGCAGCGGUUCGACGCAACUGUUGUCGCAGAUGGUGCUCGCAGGCGGGUCGGCAAGCAACGGACGCGGCGAGCACACGACACUCCUGCAGGCUGCAGCAAGGCUUGGGAGGUGACGGCGACGGGGGAGUUGAUCUCCGGUUCGGGUUGUGUUCUGGCGGCGCUAGGGAGUCGAGCCACACGUUCAUCAUUGACGCCGAUCCUUCACCACGUGGCGUUCAACAAUCUGGAAGUCAGCAUACAGAGCAGUCCACACUUCGUGGCGGUGUGUCCGUUAGUGGUGUCGGGCCAUCGGCAGCAGGUCGGCAGCAUGGAUCGAGUGCACCGUCCGCCGAUCGAUUGACAAGUACCUGCCCCGCACACAAUGGAGUCGCAGUCGGGUUCCUGCACAUCGGCGGUGCACGUCCUUCGAUGUCCAAAAGCACAACGCCGACCCAACCCGACCUCAGGGACGACGGCACGUGCAGACCAGCGGUGCGUCCAGCACCCACUGUGGAGAACAUCACACGAGGAGUGUCAAACAUGCGAGCACACAGCGAUGGCGGCGACGACGAUGGUGGUGGCGGUGACGAUGCCGACGAACGAUUCAGAGAGGACGUGGAAGCAGGGGACGACGACGACGACAUUCCUAUUCGGCCUUUGGGGAAGACGGGUGGGAGGGGGAGAGGACGCAGCAGGGGUGCUGUUCAUGGUCGAUCCGUUGGCCGUGGGGGCAGAGGUGGCGUCAGCGACGACGGCGGGAAGUCUGUGACGUACUGGUCCUCGGAAGAGCAAAUGCAACUGGUGAGAUGCAAGCGGGAGCGAGAGAUGCACCUCGCCGGUCUGGGUCACAAUUACGGGCGGAUGCGGACCAAGGAGUGGAAGUGGGACGACAUUGCCAAGCGCAUGGCGAACGCGGGGAGGCCUAAGGACGCGAAGGACUGCAUGAAGAAGUGGGACAAUAUCUUCCAAAACCACAAGAAGAUACAUAGGUUUCAGAAUGCGAGUGGCCGGCCAGAUUUCUUCCGGCUAUCGAAUGAAGAAAGGAAGGAGCACAACUUCAAGUUUCGGAUGGAGAGGGCGUUGUACAACGAGAUCCACACAGGCAUGGUGGGCAACCACACAGUUUUCCCUCCCAACAUCGCCGACACCGGAAGUCCGGACGGGGUGCAGCUGCCCAGGCGAGGAGCGGGUGCUGGGGAGUCUAGGUCGCCACGAAACAUGUCUACGCGAGGGAACACCCGUGGGACGAAGCGCGACGUAGUCCCUGACGACAGCCAAGGGCAGGGAAGAGGUCAGCGGCAGGCCCCGAAAGCGAAGAGGGUGCGUUCGGAAGAUGCGUCAGCAAGGGUGCCUCGUCGUGGAGCGCAAGGUUGGGCGGCAGCAGCAGAAGGCGACUACGACGAAGAGUUCACGACGGAGGAAGAGCAGGCAGAGGUGACCACGUCUGAAGUACGCGAGAGCGGUCGGCAGCGCUCUUCUCAUCACACCGCUUCGAAGAGGAUGCUGACCCCUCCACCCGAGGCGCAGCAGCUGUGUGGCGGCGAAACGCGGACAGAGAAGGCUCCCGUCGUCGAUCUUGGCGGCGAUCAUGACGAGCCCUUGGAGAGACGUCGCAUUCGCAUUCGUACAACGGCGACCCCACCGCCGGCGGUGACGGCACGUGCUGCUGCAAACGAAAGGCCAGUCUCAGGUAGGCUGUCCGCCACGCCGUCUCAGCGACGUCAGCGCAACGAGGGUGGUGAUGGAGGGUCCGUCCAAUGCGGCAGCGGGGGGGAAGUCAUGGCAGACGCGCGCGCAGUUGGGGCCGAGGAGGCAGGUGCUGCGGGGGCGGGUGGUUCAGGCACUGUGGCCGCGGUUGCGACGGCGAAGGAGGAGGCAACAGUUGUGGCGACGACGAGAGAGGAGGCGCGUGGCGAGAAGAAAGGCGAUCGGGAGGCCGGCGAGCCCGGUACGGCGAGGAGUGGUGCGACGUUGUCAGUCCGACGGUUUGCGCGCACGAUAGAUCUAUCCAUGGACCUGCCACUGUGGUUAGCCGGCGCCAACAUCGAGGACAGACCGGACGACGACGACAUGGCGGCGCACCAGGAGUCCACCGUCAUCUGCGUCGUGCAUGCAUUCCGCGCGGUGGUGCAAAUGGGGGCGCUCAUCGACGGCGAGUUCAUCUCGCACGAUCGUCUUUGUCGGGUGGUUGACUGCUUCAGGCUGUUGUUGGCGGCGUGCAUGUGGAUAAUGCGCAUGGCGGGAGACGAUCCCCGCAGCCACUACAAGGCUUUCUACUUCACGAACCUCGUGGGGAAGCCCACACUCGUCGCGGCCAUGCAUCGCUCCUUCGAUCAUCGACGAUCCGUUGUUCGCGCCGCGAAAGUUGUCACAGAGAGGUUCGGGAAGGCGAACGCUACGCUCGGACAGUACCCCGACUACAUCCCUCAAUGGGCACUCUGCGACAUUGGUUUCAGGCACGACGCGAGCAUAACGGGGCCGGAGGAUGCGAAGAAGCUAGAUUGGUUGGGUUCGGCCUCCCCCGAUGAUGACAACAACAACGAGGGGAAAAAUGACGUGUAGGGGGGGGAGGUUUGGCUGCUUGUGUGGACGCGGGCGCAUGUACAAGUG